Molecule: messenger RNA, 4681 nt
Organism: Labrus bergylta (ballan wrasse)
Lineage: Eukaryota; Metazoa; Chordata; Actinopteri; Labriformes; Labridae
Gene: g3bp2a
Product: G3BP stress granule assembly factor 2a
Cellular component (GO): ribonucleoprotein complex; cytosol
Molecular function (GO): mRNA binding
Source: RefSeq, a predicted model, not a curated record
UAAAUCUGCAAUCUCUGGUACAGCAGAGAUCAUAAACUGUUAGUUAGUUGAGCGUGGGAAACAUCACGAGAUACACCUGGGACACCUGUGUAUUUCAGAACAGUUUACAUUCGGUUACUCGUUAUUUAUUAAAAAAAACAAAAAAAAAACAUUUCUGUCUACAUAGAUAGGUCUUUCAUAAGCACUUAAUAUUGUUUACCAAAGAAAUGGUGAUGGAGAAGCCAAGUCCCCUGCUUGUAGGGCGGGAGUUUGUGAGGCAGUAUUACACACUCUUAAACAAAGCGCCCGAUUUUCUGCACAGGUUUUAUGGAAGGAGUUCUUCCUAUGUUCAUGGAGGACUUGACCCAAGUGGGAAGCUGGCAGAAGCGGUGUACGGGCAAGCGGAAAUCCACAAGAAGGUCAUGUCCCUGCAGUUCAGUGAAUGCCACACAAAGAUCAGGCAUGUGGAUGCUCAUGCCACACUGAGUGAUGGAGUGGUGGUGCAAGUCCUCGGAGAACUGUCCAACAACGGCCAGCCCAUGAGGAAGUUUAUGCAGACUUUUGUGCUUGCUCCUGAGGGUUCAGUGGCAAACAAGUUCUACGUCCACAAUGACAUCUUCCGCUACGAGGACGAGGUUUUUGGAGACUCUGAAGCUGAGCUUGAUGAGGAAUCUGAGGAGGAAGUUGAAGAAGAGGCAGAGGAGAGGCAGCCGUCCCCUGAGCCACUUCAGGAAAGCCCCAACAGCACCACCUACUAUGAAUCUCACCCAGUCACUAAUGGAGUAGAGGAGCCCAUGGAGGAACCAGCUCCUGAACCAGAGCCGGAGCUUGAACCAGAGCCAAAAGCAGAGGAGACAAAACCUGAAGCAGAGGAGAAGGUUCUGGAAGAGAUGGAGGAGAAGGCACCUUCACCUGUCCCUGCAGAGUCUCCCCCAAACACUCAGGAGCCUGCCAAGACUUUCUCCUGGGCUUCAGUAACUAGUAAAAACUUGCCUCCUACCGGCACAGUCACCUCUUCUGGAAUCUCCCCCCAUGUUGUUAAAGCUCCGAGCUCACAGCCAAGAACUGAAGCCAAACCGGAGUCACAGACCGCACCUUCGAGACCCAGAGACCAGCGCACACGUGACAGACCGGCCUUUACUCAGCGUGGUCCCAGACCUGAUGGUGUUGCAUCUUCAGAGUCACAAACUGGAAAACCACACUUGAGUUUUGUAAACAAAGGUGGACGGGCAGACACUGAAUCUGGUGACAUGGACAGCAGGCGGAUUGUGCGGUACCCGGACAGCCACCAGCUCUUUGUCGGAAACCUUCCACAUGACAUUGACGAGAGCGAGCUCAAAGAAUUCUUCAUGACAUAUGGAAAUGUGGUGGAGCUGCGGAUCAACACCAAGGGUGUUGGUGGAAAGCUGCCCAACUUUGGAUUUGUUGUCUUUGACGACUCUGACCCUGUGCAAAGAAUCCUGGGGGCCAAGGUAGACGGGCCCAUCAUGUUUCGAGGCGAGGUGCGUCUGAAUGUGGAGGAGAAGAAGACACGGGCGGUGCGUGAGCGAGAGACCAGGGGUGGAGGAGACGAACGCCGGGACAUGCGACGCAACGACCGGGGCCCUGGAAGUUCCCGUGGCAUUGUGGGAAGUGGAAUGAUGCGGGAACGCGAUGGGAGGGGACCACCACCUCGAGGCGGCAUGGCUCCAAAACCUGGCAUGGGCUCUGGAAGAGGCUCCGGUGGCCAGGGAGAAGGUCGCUUCACCACCCAGCGCCGCUGAGAAGAGCACCACCUGCAGCUUGGAAGUAGUACCGUGUUCUUCAUCUUCAACCGUUCUCGUUAACGAAAAGAAAUCUUCAUGUAUAAACGUAUAUAUUUGUUUUUUUGUUUAAUUUUGAUUUUUUUGUUCCCUCUUUGCUUUGGAAUGUGACACAGCCUGUCAACCAUUUGUUUGUGAAAUAGACAAACAGAAAUAAGCAAACAGAAAAUUUCGCUUAUUACUUGUGAGCUGAGCGUCCUUUUUCAGGUAACUCAAGAAUUCACAAACUUUAAUUUGUAAAUUUGUGAAAAAAGGCAAACCAACCAGGAGUAAUCUGCCACAUUAGGAGGGACUGAUGAGACUUUUAAGUACGACAAUACAGCCCAUCAUUUGGAAAAGAGAUUAUAUGCCUUGACUUAACUGGGGCGCUGCUUCACGAGAUCCCUCUAUUGCACAUUUUAUAUGGUAGUUUUCUGCCCGUUACUGUUGGAAAAGAGUGAGAUGCAAAAUUUGUGCAGUUCCAGGGGAAAGGCUUGCCUUUUACUUUUUUCCUUUUGAGAGACCACUGCUUCAAAAUUGCAUAAUGCACUCAUCAAUAUGCACUAAUGGGUACUUUUUUGUCGUAUUACAUUGACAUCAAUGCUCGGAAUGCAGCUGGAGAGACCCGUUUUGUCUCGGAGCGAUACGACUUACCGGAGCAGGCUUACAGCCUGUCUGCUGUGACCAAUGUACUUUUCACACUUUUGACCCAAAACUACGCUUCAAUUACUGCUGGAUGGACAAGAUGACAAGCAAAUCUAUUUUUCCUCAUUUAUAAAUCAAAUAAAUAAGAAAAGAGCUCAAAUCUUGGACUUUCACAAAAUGCGCGGGGGGACUAAGGAUAAACAAGAAACAAAGCUGAACAAUAGAAGAGUGGUGGUAUUGAUGGCUGCUCGCUUUUUUUUUCUUCUUUUAAUUCCAAGUACGUUUUUUUUUCUUCAUGUUUUUCCUUGCAAGCUAAAAGCAAAACUGGGAUGGACGACCCCUCCCUCCCUCUUUCCACCCUCCCUGUCUGAAGCGCAAAGUUCCAGAAUAAAUGUACAGCAAAAUCAUAGUUUACUGUAUGUUUUGUUUUCUGUGCAUCUUUUCAUUUCUCUCUCUUGACUUGAUAAGAGCAUGAUGGUGCCUUCUUUUUCACCUUUUCCAGUCUUACUAAAGUGGUUCGGGGCUUUGCCGCCUCACAAUACGGAGCUGCUCAUUUUGAACUUCUGGGAGCAGACACACAAAAAAGAAAUUGCAGUAUUCACAAGAUUUAAUUUUUACAGGUGCAUAUUUCUUUUUUGCCCAUACUGUUUUACUACCUAAGAUGUUCUGUUGUGAGUUUUGUACAUUUUGUUUUGUAUUGUCUGUUCUGGGUUUUGUAGAGACAAUUGGUGCCUCAAGUUCUGUUUGAUGUUAAGUGGUUAAAGAGGUGCAUCUGAAGAACUUCUCCCCCAACCAAUGAAAAAAGGUACAUUAAAGAUGGUGACAGAGAAAUGCUUGGUCUUUGGUUUACAUGUCAUAGCUCCAACAAAAACGGUGAAUCACUUUGAUUCAGAAAGUGGUCAUCCUUACUUUCAGUCUGACUAUUUUUUUUAAUUGUUUUUUUAAAACUCAUGGCAGCAGGCGGGAUAAAUCCCUGAACACAGAAGUUGUCAGACUUUUUUUCCACAACAGUUUUGUAAUGAUCUGUGGAGAGUGGGCUGGCCGUAAUUCCAGCCUAAAGACAAGCAAAUAAUUGUGCUCAUACUUUUCUAGCCGUUUCUGCAUUUUUAUGUUCAUAUGCUGGUUAUGCAUUGUGCUUAUGUUAUUCACUCUUGUUUCCAUUCAAGGCGAGCCUAAUCUGAAUGCCAUGGUAGUUGUCUACGUAUUGCCCUCUCGUGUGUUUCGUCUUUGUACCACUCUGUAGGAAAAGGAAAACCCAAGCACGAGACAUUUUAUUUUUUAUUUGUUUGUAACCUUGCACUGAAAUGGGAGAUGAAAAUCGAUGUAGCAUUUUUCUGGACAAAUAUACUGAAUGAGGUCUUCCUUGUCUGGUGGUAUUGCACUAUUCCCAACAUUUCUGGGACAAUCUGUCAGUUUGAACACAGCCUCUCUCCAAAUUCCUCAUCAGGCAAAGAAAAUAGAAAAUAGGGAUGAACUAGCCUUUGCUCUCUUGCAAACCAGAUUUGAUGCAUAUUUUAUGUAGUUUUUCCACAUUAUUGCUGGGCUAUUCUCCCUUUUAUAGUUGAGGUUCAACAUUUCCUGAUGUGGGAUUAGUUUUCAAUACAGAGACUCUUAAUUUGUUACCAUCAGUCUUUGACAGAAUAUAACAGAAAACAAUUGAAAAGCUCUUUGGUCUAGUGUUUUUUUAUCAGACAUCUCUUACUAGGUGCCUCUACCCCAAUUGUUUAUUUGUCAGGUAAUUGCUUAACAUGGGCACUUGAAUGCAACCUUCUUUUUGGAGCAAUGGUCACUGUAAAGAGUGGUGAAGAAGAGCCAUCAUGCUUUCAGACCAAUCUGUGCUUUUACAUGGUUGUGAUGGUUUAAAAAAAAAAUCACGUCUGAGCAUAUACAUUUAAAGGUUGGAUAGUUAUUUUUCAUAAAGGUUUAAGAAAACCACGCCCCUUAUCCAAACAUGAAAAGGAUCCUGAAAACAUUCUCAAGAAGCUGUACCUGUACUUUCCUGUGGUUGAAAAUGCAGUAGAGUGGAUCCUCAUUGUGAAUCAUUCCAGUCCUUUGUUUUUUCAAAUGGAAAUAGAAGUACCUUCUUGGCUUUAGUAGGUGUGGUAAACAGUUGGCUGCCAUCCUAAUUUUCCUGUGUUUACCCUUUACUUGUUGCUAGUACAAAAGUGUUGCAGGUGGAGAAUCGUUUUUUUUUCUUCUUUUGUUCUUUUUUCCUUUCUAUUUUGAAUGUGUUGGACUUAACAUACAAUAAACUACUGAUAUCAGCACCACUCACA